GUGAACAAUUCCCGCUGGGAGGCUGAGGACAUUUUGCGUGAUGCGAGCGAACGUCUGACAAUGCUGAAUUCUCGAAUCCAGCAUGUGCAAAACCUCACUGACCAAACCAUUGAGGAUGCUAGACGGGCGAAGGAGCUGUACAAAAACCUGACAUUGGAACGCUACGAGGAGCUGAGCAACCAGAUUCGCGGUCUGAGUCACACGGCUGAUCUGGCCGAGGCUAUUCGACUGGGCAAGCAAUUGCAGGACCUGUCGGCUCGCUUGCAUUAUGACGUCCAGCGCAUAUUUGCGGAGACGGCAGAAGAUCGAAAUCAAGCCAACCAGUUGGUGGAGCGGGCUCAAAGGAUCAGGUAUGCUUUCGCAAAACGUUGUUCCCUUUUGAGCGCUUCCCGGUAG
Molecule: messenger RNA, 396 nt
Organism: Dibothriocephalus latus
Lineage: Eukaryota; Metazoa; Platyhelminthes; Cestoda; Diphyllobothriidea; Diphyllobothriidae
Source: the annotation of a GenBank genome assembly